Molecule: messenger RNA, 1190 nt
Organism: Aspergillus ruber CBS 135680
Lineage: Eukaryota; Fungi; Ascomycota; Eurotiomycetes; Eurotiales; Aspergillaceae
Product: Brix-domain-containing protein
Exons: 1
Coding region: 133-1020 (295 amino acids)
Biological process (GO): rRNA processing; ribosomal large subunit assembly
Cellular component (GO): preribosome, large subunit precursor
Molecular function (GO): protein binding; rRNA binding
Source: RefSeq, a predicted model, not a curated record
CUUGCGCUCACUCCUCGCGGACCGACUCUUCACUUCCAUGUCGAGAACUAUUCGUUAUGCAGAGACGUUGAGAGAGCAUUGAAGCGUCCGAGAGGUGGUGGACAGGACCACAAAACACCACCCCUGCUCGUUAUGAAUAAUUUCAACUCGCCUGAUGCAACAGAGGACUCGAAAGUGCCCAAGCGUCUCGAGAGUUUAUGUACAACCAUCUUUCAAUCGAUGUUCCCUCCAAUUAAUCCCCAGGCUACGCCGCUGUCCUCUAUUCGCCGUGUUAUGCUUCUGAAUAGGGAGCAAGAAGAGGGGAGUGAUUCGUAUAUCAUGACCCUGAGACAUUACGCCAUCAGUACCAAGAAGACCGGUGUUUCGAAACGGAUUCGCCGCCUCGAUCCCAAGGAGGUUCGGAACAAAGAUCCCAAAGCUGCUGUUCCUAAUCUUGGGAAGCUCGAAGAUGCCGCGGACUACCUACUCGACCCAUCGGCAGCCGGCUACACUUCGGCAAGCGAGACUGAAAUGGACACGGAUGCGGAGGUUGAAGUUGCGGAGAGCACCACCAGGAAGAUUCUUAACAAGAGAGAUCUGCAGCGCAUGAAGGCUGGCGACAAAGAGAAGGCCGAGAAGAAAAUAAACAGCGCACCCGAGGUCGAGAAACGGGCCGUUAAGCUGGUCGAAUUGGGUCCUCGCAUGCGACUUCGGCUGACCAAGGUUGAGGAUGGGCUUUGCGACGGUAAGGUCAUGUGGCACGAUUACAUUACGAAGUCUGCAGCAGAGAUCCAGAAGAUGGAAAGGAACUGGGAACAGAGAAAGAAGCAGAAGGAGCAAAGAAAGAAGCAGCAAAAGGAUAAUGUCGAAAAGAAGAAGCAGGAGAAAGCUAAGGCUAGAGCUGAAGGAAAGGAGGUUAAGAGUGACGAUGAGGAUGAAGAGAUGGAUGAUGAAGAUGACUGGCUCAGUGAUGACCUCGAGGAAGUUGGGGGAGAGGAGCAGGAAGGUGAGGUGGAUAGUGACGAUUCCAUGGAAGAAUGAACGGAUGUAUCUGUCACUGCGACCUAUGCUUGAUAUUCAACAGCCUUCCCGGUCUGCUUCAGACCUCAAUGGCGUGCUGUCGUCAACAGCCCAUACCGGUAAAACUUGACAUUGGUCCGGAAGACCUUCGUUGGCUGCCGCGUACUUGUGAUGACUACCUACAAUUUACG